UACAUCAACUUCAACAAGGAUGGCUAAGUUUUUAAACUCUGUUCUUUGCUUCUUUCUCAUUCUUUCAGUUGCAUUGGUAAUUACUCAGAUAAAUGCCCAAAAGAGAUGCAGUGCAACUCUGGAUACACAUGGAUGUCUCCUUGCUGACUGUCAAAAGGAAUGUGUACAGAAAUACAAUGGGAAUGGACUUUGCACUGGUGGUGUCUCUGGCCCAUUCAAUUGUGUCUGCGUUUACAAUUGUAACUCCAAUUAAAAUACCUUUGA
Molecule: messenger RNA, 264 nt
Organism: Nicotiana attenuata
Lineage: Eukaryota; Viridiplantae; Streptophyta; Magnoliopsida; Solanales; Solanaceae
Product: defensin-like protein 159
Exons: 2
Coding region: 20-253 (77 amino acids)
Source: RefSeq, a predicted model, not a curated record